AUGGCCGUCUUCGACACCCCGCAGGAGGCCUUCGGGGCCCUGCGCCCCGUCUGCGUGCAGCUGACGAGGGCCCAGACCGUGGAGAACGUGGCGCGCCUGCAGGCCCACCUGGCCGCGGUCAGCACCUCGGCCCUGCAGGAGCUGCAGGAGUACGUCCUCUUCCCCCUGCGCUUUGCCCUGAAGGUACCGGGGCCCAAGCAGGAGCGCCUGGUGCAGAGUGUGGUGCAGUGCAUUUCCUCCAUUCUCGCAGCAACGUGUGUGAAGAAGCAGGAGCUCCUGCAGGAGCUUUUCUCUGAGCUCUGUACAUGCCUCUCCCCCCCUUCUGGCUCAAGCAAACCGGUCUCGCUGUCAGAAGAGUUAAAGCUGGCUGUAAUCCAGGCACUCCACACCCUGAUGCAUUCAGCUUAUGGGGAUGUUAUCUUGUCUCUCUAUCAACCUUCUACCCUUCCUCUCUUAGGAUUUGCUGUUUCUUUGCUUCUGGGCCUAGCAGAGCAAGAAAAAGCAAAGCAAAUUAAGAUCUCUGCUUUGAAGUGCUUACAGGUCCUAGUUCUGCAGUGUGACUGCCAGGAGCAUCGAUGCCUGGGUGAAGACGAGGCACAGCGAUGUGGGGAUUUGUUUGCUUCUUUUCUGCCUGGGAUUUCCAUUACACUGUCUCGGGUUAUUACUGGAGACAUCAAACAAGGUCACAAACCCACUGUUUCUGCCAUCAGACUCUUUUAUCUGAUUGUUGGCUUGGUAAUGGCUGAUGCACAGCUAGCCAGAAUCCCAAAGAAUAAAGAAAAGCUGCCAGUGGAACAAAGCAGAAUAUCAGAACUAAUGGUCCAUAGAGGACCUGACUGGAGUAAAAGUACUGCUGAAAAAAUCUCUCUCCUUCUGCAUAAAAUGGUUGAAUUUUCUUCAGUUCACCCCCACUGGAAAGUGAGACUGGAGCUGGUGGAACUGGUCCACCACUUACUGAGGAACUGCAGUCAGUCGCUGGUGGACUCGUUCAGUCAUCUUUUAAAAGCCUUGGUUGGGCUGGUGAAUGAUGAAAACAGCGAAGUCCAAAGCAGGUGUAAUGAGGUUCUGCAAAGCAUUGCAGAGCAGAGGAUCAUAGCACAGAACAGGGCUCUUGCUGAUGUCCUCUCUGAGAACCUCCAUUCCCUUGCCACAGCUCUUCCUCGCCUGAUGAACUCUCAGGAUGACAUGGGCAAGGUUUCCACUUUGAGUUUGUUGCUUGGCUAUCUGAAGCUGCUGGGCCCCAAGGUCAACAUUGUUCUCAACUCCGUAUCCCACCUCCACCGUCUGUCCAAAGCGCUGAUGCAAGUUCUGGAGCUGGACGUGACGGAUGUGAAGAUUGUGGAAGACAGACGCUGGGGCUGCGAGAGCACAUGCGGACCUUCGGGCUUCUUGCAGCAUGGUGUGCAGAAGGGCAGGUGUCAGAAGAAAUAUUUCCGCUUCUUCACGGAGGAGAAAGUUUUCCAACUCCUUCAGCAGGUUUGCCGUGUUCUUGGCUACUAUGGGAACCUCUAUUUGCUUGUGGAUCAUUUCAUGGGGCUAUACUGUGAAUCUGGCAUGUACCGAAAGCAGGCAGCGAUGGCCCUCAAUGAGCUGAUUGCAGGAGCUGCUGGAAUGGGAGUGGAUGUCCUUCAGGAAAGGGAAGUUUCACUUAACAUGGAUGAUCUCAAAGGGUCCAUAAUGUCCAUUCUUGAUGAAUACACAGACCAGGCGAACUGGUAUUUGAUCACUAGCAUUGAUACAGAAGAAAUCGGCCAUCAGCACUCUGUGCAAUGUUCAGGACUUGCUGCCCAUCCAGGAGGCGUGUGCAGCAGCAUUCUCCUUCCGUCCCCCCCAGAGCCGCAGGUAACGACUCGCACCAUGAACAGCAAUAUCUGGCAGAUCUGCAUACAGCUAGAAGGUGUUGGCUGCUUCGCUGCUGUCCUUGGGAAGGAGUUCCGGUUGCUUCUGCUUUCAGCUCUCUACCCUGUGUUGGAGAAGGCUGGUGACAAGACUCUGCUCAUCUGUGAGACGGCACUGGGGACACUGGUAGACAUAUGCGAGGCCUGCGGUUAUGACUCCUUGCAGUGUUUGAUUAAUGAGAAUUCUGACUAUCUGGUGAAUGGGAUUUCCCUGAAUUUGCGCCAGCUGGCACAUCAGCCACAUGCUUCCCAGGUCCUGGACACUAUGCUGAAGCAUUCAGAUGCCAGCUUGCUGCCACUGAUAGAAGAUGUUAUCCAAGAUGUCCUGUCUACACUAGAUCACUCUUACAACAACCAGGCUUCCACUUUCCUCAGGGUCCUCCACUCAGUAAUGACAGCUUUAGUCCAGUGGUUUGGAUCAUCCUGUGGUGAGGAACAGCAACAAAGGCAGACUGCCAAGUGGCAGGGCAGGACUUUAUCUCACGGGCAGCAGGUGCUGACAAGGCAAGAAGUGGAGCGAUUCUUUCUCGACUAUAUCAGACAGAAGCAGAUCGCAGAGGGCAAUCUUCCUGACACAGGGGAUGAGGAUACAGAUGAGGUUCCCCCACUUGCUAAACUGGAGCCAAACAACUCUGACACAGAAGGAGAAACGCUGCUGCCAAGCCAUGCUCAACUGGCCAAAGAUGUGCUGGAGAGAUGCAUCCACUUGCUGUCGGACAGGAACCUCCGAGUGCGGCUGAAGGUCCUGGACGUGCUGGAGCUCUCUGUAACUGUGCUGCAUCCUCACGGAAACCAUCUGCUUCCCAUGGCUCAUCGUGUCUGGCCAGCUCUUGUCACCCGGCUGAUUAGUGAUGACCCUCUGGCAGUGCUCAGAGCCUUCAAGGUGCUGUGUACUCUGGCUCAAAAAUGUGGGGAAUUCCUGAGGCAGAGGUUCUCCAAAGACGUCCUGCCUAAGCUGAUCAGUUCCCUCCUCAGCCAAGCCCCAGCAAGUGCCAGAGCCGGGCCUGUGUACCACCACACGCUUGCCUUCAAGUUGCAGCUGGCUGUGUUGCAGGGACUGGGUUCUCUGUGCGAGAAGUUGGACAUGGGCGAGAGUGACCUGAAUAAAGUGGCAGAUGCCUGCCUGAUUUACCUCAGCGCCAAGCAACCCAUGAAAUUGCAAGAAGCUGCCCAGAGCGUUUUCCUCCACUUAAUGCACAUGGACCCUGACAGCACCUGGCUCCUCCUGAACGAGGUCUGCUGCCCUCACCAGUACAAGCCCCCCCAUGUCAGCCUGCGGCCUGUGAAGCUGAGUGGGAUGGGGAGGCAGCGGAACGAGUUCACCGACAACGUGCUGCUCCUGCUGGAGAGGCUGCAGCAGCAGGAGAGCGCAACGCCGCGGGCUGGCACCCCAGAGGCAGCUCCUUGA
Molecule: messenger RNA, 3306 nt
Organism: Phaethon lepturus (White-tailed tropicbird)
Lineage: Eukaryota; Metazoa; Chordata; Aves; Phaethontiformes; Phaethontidae
Gene: TTI1
Product: TELO2 interacting protein 1
Exons: 7
Coding region: 1-3306 (1101 amino acids)
Biological process (GO): chromatin remodeling
Cellular component (GO): cytoplasm
Source: RefSeq, a predicted model, not a curated record